CGCGAGGCGUGGACCCAAGGGACUGUAGACAGACCCCAACCUAACUUAUAUGCCAGUUCUUUCCUGCCCAGCUCCCAUCAACUCAUCUUCCUACCACAUCAUAUCACUGCAAUGUUGUCGCAAUCAUUCUUCCUGCUUGGCGAUGCUCCUGCGUCCGCAAGGCUUAUCGACGCUGACGAGAAUGUCUCUUUGGACGACUUGAAAGACCUUAUUGCAUCGAAUUUCGCAAUCGUUGUCGCUGACGGUGUCGGAUUCACUCGUGGCGGUGACAGUCUGUCAAAUGUGAAGGAAAUCCUGUCAUCUCAGGAAGCGAUCGCCAUUUCCGUGGAUGGACACGCAGUUCGCGAUGUACCUGGCCCAAAGGGCUUGCCUUACGUUGGUAACUAUUUCGACGUGUACCCUGACCACCUGGGCAAUUACCAGCGCCUGUUCGAGCAGCUUGGACCUGUGAUCCAGACUAGCAACAUGGGACGAACGACAUACCACACGAAUGAUCCAGUCAUUGCGGCGAUUACACUCUCCGAGACAGAUUUCUUCACCAAGAAGAUUAAUGAGGCGCAUCCUCUGUACGCUCUCAAGUUGCCAGAAGCCGGCAUUUUUGCGACCGACACCGACACACCUCAGUGGAGGCUGGCACACAAGUUUUUGCCACCGGCGUUUGGUCCCAGGGCUGUCCGUCACUACGCCCCGACCAUGCAGAAGACUGUCGAGAACGCGUACAAAGUCUUUGACGAGCUCGAGUCGAUUGGUCAGUCGUGGAACCCGUACCCCUACAUGAUGAAGCUCGCUUCGCAAGCUGUAGCCGAGCUGGUCCUCGGCAUGGACUUGCAAAACUUUGCAGACAAGGACGCUCCUAUGCACGAGAUAGUCAGUACCUUUGCUGAUAUACUGCACCUGAACAAGAAGGUCUCUUCCUACGGCUCCUGGUACGCUGACCUGCCGUUUGGUGAUCCCAAGCGUCUUCGCACCUGUAAGGCUCGCAUGUCGUACUUGAUUGAUCUCCAGAUCACGAAGGCUCAGAGUGCCGGUGUGCAGGAUCUGCCGUUGCAGGAGGCUGCCGAACAAGCGGCGAACGUGAUUGACUACGCAGUUCGAGCCACCGACAACAAGGGGGAGAAGCUUCCAAGAGAAAUUGCAAGGGAAUCACUCAUGAUUGUCGCGGGUGCUGGAUUCACCACAACCUCCUCACUUCUCUCAUGGCUGCUGUACGGCUUUGUCGCACAUCCAGGCGUACAGGAGAAGCUGCUGCAGGAGCUUAUUGACAAUGACUUCAAUGACGAGAUGGAAGUCACCCCAGAUUUCACGGACAAGCUCCCCUACUUAAACAAGUACAUCAAGGAGAUACAUCGCCACUACGGCACAUCCUUCCAGCCUGCACGAACCGCCAAGGUCGAUCUGAUACUGCCUGGCGGCUACAAGAUGCCAAAGGAUUCAGUCAUCAUCGCUUCCAUAUACAACAUCCACCACAGCCCCGACUUAUGGGAAAACCCGGCCAAGUUUGACCCCGAGAGGUGGGACACUCCGGAAGUCAAGAACCGCCACAAGGGGACGUAUAUCCCUUUCGCCUCGGGUCCCCGUAUGUGCAUUGGUUUCAACUUCGCCCUGCAGGAGAUUAAAAUCUUCUUGCCUAAGCUGAUCUACCGCUACAAGUUCAUCAAAGAUAGCGACGAGACUGUCCAGUAUGAUCCCUUGUAUCAGCUCAUCAGGCCAAUCAACCUGUACCUCAGGACGGAGAAACGCGUCAAGCUACCGCCCAAGACAGAAAUUGAUGUUUGAUCUCAGCCAGUCCGCCGCCAGAGCGCAUUUCUCUCGUCUUGUUAUCAUGCUGUAGCGUAGUCUUGCUAGCAUUAUUUAGAGUAAUUGAAUAGACUUUUAUACCAAC
Molecule: messenger RNA, 1882 nt
Organism: Didymella exigua CBS 183.55
Lineage: Eukaryota; Fungi; Ascomycota; Dothideomycetes; Pleosporales; Didymellaceae
Product: putative cytochrome P450 monooxygenase
Exons: 2
Coding region: 112-1776 (554 amino acids)
Molecular function (GO): iron ion binding; oxidoreductase activity, acting on paired donors, with incorporation or reduction of molecular oxygen; heme binding
Source: RefSeq, a predicted model, not a curated record